Molecule: messenger RNA, 4132 nt
Organism: Diorhabda carinulata
Lineage: Eukaryota; Metazoa; Arthropoda; Insecta; Coleoptera; Chrysomelidae
Product: stAR-related lipid transfer protein 13
Exons: 13
Coding region: 921-3812 (963 amino acids)
Biological process (GO): actin cytoskeleton organization; signal transduction; regulation of Rho protein signal transduction
Molecular function (GO): lipid binding; GTPase activator activity
Source: RefSeq, a predicted model, not a curated record
AGUCACAUAUUAAUCGACAUGGUAUCGCAGCGCACAUUCAACUUGAGUUUCAUGUUUAACCUCCCAUUCUUUUAAAGCGUCUUACCAGUAAGUUGCUUUUGCUAUUGGUAGUGUGCUAGUAGGGUUCGGGCAAUGGAACAGUAUGCACGAAUGAGACAGUUAUAGUUUGUUUAUUUUUUAUCUUGUGUAUAUGUACAAUCAAUGUGACAAUUGGUGUGGAGGUACGUACACGCGUAGAAUGAAUUUGUGUAACUUGUAGGUUGGACAGGUAAAUUAACGACGGCAAAUUAGAUGCUAAUAUACUCGUGACACACCUAUUCUAAAAAUUUUCUUAUAAAUAAAAUAGCCUUCGCUUUUAAUCGGCAGUUUUAGAUAUCCCUAAAAAUAUCGUUCGAACGUUCGGUUUUUUGGCGCUUAAAAAUUAUACCUGUGCGGAAUAAAUCGCACCAAUAGUUAUAGUGACAUUAGUUACAAAUUUGUGUAUAAAUAACUAUUCACGUCAUACCUUUUAAUGGGUGGCCAGGUAAGCAGGCACGACAGGAGUUUUAACGCGUUUUUGCAACAUAUAUAUUAUGUCAUUGUUUCUUAUUUAAAUUUUUUCGAUUCGUGGGAACAUUCAUAAAAAAUAUAAAUAUUUAUGUUUUUAAAUUUCUACCUCUAUCAUGGUGUUGUUCGGGUUUUUGGGUGUCAGUUAUAACAGCAGGUUGUAGUCAGUUUAGUAGACCUCUUUUUAAUCCUGUAAUACCGGAAUCGGUAGGAUCCAUAGCGCGCCACUAGGGGAUUAUGGUAAUUUGAAAAUACCACAAAUUCAAUUCCUUUUGAUUUCCAGAGUAUACUCAUUUUAAACGUGAAGUUCGUUGAUAAACAAGAUUUAUUUGAUAAUAUGGAUUCCAAGACAUCUUUAUUAGUAAAUUCAAAAAAUGAGCUGUACUGACCAUUAUCAAGAUAUUUUAAAAUACUUAGAAGAAUCUCAGAAUGAAAUUGCAAAAGUCUUUGAGGUUCCCUGUAAAACCGAAACUAUCAAGAAGUACGAAAAAAAGGAGGAAGAAGAAACAAUAAAAGACGAUACUGACAUUAAGAUUUUAAUGAAAUUAAACGAAAAAAUAGAAUCAGAUGUAACCGAAUUGCUAGCAAAAAACGAAUUGAGUAGAAACACACGAUACAACGAUACUAUUUUUAAUAACCUAAACGGCAAUCGAAAGGAUCGUAAUUGUAAAGAUAAAUAUAGUAAUCAAGUUAUUCCUCAAGUCGGUUCAUCGAAAAAUCACUUGCUUAUCGAAAAUCAUCGUAUAUGCAAUGACGUCAGCACCCAAACCUCACCAAACUCACUUUCUCCCAGUUAUACGAAUCUCACAUGGGCCUCAGAUUAUUCCUCAUCGCCAUGUCUCACUUCGGGUUCUGAAUCAGAUAACGAAGUAUUUGAAGAUGUGAGUAGUCUCACCCCGUCCCCGUUACAAAGACCAACGUUUGUGAAAAAUGUUGAAAGAAAACAAAUACUAGGCUCAAAAUUUUCUUCCACGCCAGUUUUGAAAACUAAAUAUGAUAAGGUGAAUAAGCAGUGUCGUUCCCAGUCCGACCGACAUCUAGCUGAAAUCGAAGCCGCCGAAGCGUGUAAAUGGCUGCGAGCGACUGGAUUUCCUCAAUAUGCUCAAUUUUAUGAAGAAAACCGGUUUCCAAUAGAUAUUUCUACGGUUUCUCAAGAUCAUCCCUUACUCGAACCAGACGUUUUGCAUUCUCUUUUUAGAAGGUUACAAAUUUUAAAUAGUUGUGCACAUUUGCACCAGCAAAAACAAGUUGUAAAUACCGAUGAUUCUGAAGAAGAUGAGUGCUGUGCUUUAUCAGAUAACUGGACAUAUCAAAGUGAUAUCAAACGAUGGUCUAGAACUAGUUACCAACCACCUAUUCAACAUUCUAGUGAUAACGUCCCAAAGGAAUCUUCAAUAGUAAAUAGUGAAAUAGUGAAUAAAAAUCUAGUACUUCCAAAUAAACCAGUGGCUGUUCAAAAAGAACCGUUACUAAAAAGGGGAAGCAUAAAAUACCGGCAACGUAGAGAAGGGAUCGUAGUAUGCGAGAAAAAUAAUUUACUAGAUAAACUUACACAGUUACAAGGAUUGAAAGUAUCCGAUUUGAGACACAAUUCAGAUUCGGAGGCGACACCUAGAACGUCAAGACGUUCUAGAACUCUAUCGCUGGACAAAACAGAUACUUGGUCCACCACUAAUAUAAAAAUUAACAGAAUAAUUUGGAAUGAUGGACCUUGCCGUGAUGUAGAUUUGCCAGACAAAGAUGUUGAAUUUGAAAUAGAAGGACCAUAUUUAUAUUCAUUAUGUGCCUCUCAAUUGCAAGUACUUCGUAAGUUAGCUCUGUUGAAGUUGACAGCUCACAUGGAAAAAUACUGCCCCGCACAUAGAACCGGAUGGAACUGGGAUUUACCCAAAUUUUUAAAGAAAAAUAAAUCACCGCUGUACAGAGACAGAAACAUAUUCGGUGUUCCAUUAGCAGUAACGUUUCAAAGAUCUGGAAGGUUUUUGCCUCGUCAAAUCGAAGAAGCCAUGCAGUGGCUUCAAGAAAAUGCUUCAGAUCAAGUAGGUAUAUUUAGGAAAUCUGGAGUUAAAUCGAGGAUCCAAAUGUUAAGGAACAAAAUUGAAUAUAAUUCAAUGAUAGAUUACAGUGAAGAGCAGUGUUACGACGUAGCUGACAUGUUGAAACAAUAUUUUCGUGAAUUACCUGAAACAUUACUUACCGGAAAACUUUCUGAAACAUUCGUUUUAAUUUUUCAAUAUAUUCCUGGAUUUUUACGCAUGGAAUCUGUCACGUGUGCACUGUUGUUGAUGCCUGAGGAGCACGUGCAAGUUCUUCAAGCCCUAUUACAUUUUUUAUUGAAUAUAUCUAGUAGGUCAGACAUAAAUCAAAUGAAUGAAUAUAAUCUAGCAAUGUGUUUAGCACCCACGCUAUUCCAUUCUGCGUCUCUUUCCAAGCCUCUACAAUGUGGUGGUGUACCACAUCCAAAGGAACUGGCAGAAAAUAAAGCAGCACAAGAAUGUUUGAUGUUUUUUCUUAAAUAUUUCCAGAAUAUAUUCAAGAUACCAAGAGAUUUCAUAAAUCAGUGCAAUUCUAGUGAUAUGAAAGAAAUAAAACCAAAACUAUUGACAGAUAUAGGUGAUGAUAUAGGAGGUUGGAGAGAGUACUUGAACGAAUGUCAAAAUAACCUAUUAAAAGAGACGAAAGAGAAAUCGCGGGGUUGGGUGCAAAUACCCCCACAUUGUCCUAAUUCAAAAAUACUAAUGUUUUAUAAAAAAGUGGUUGAUGGAUUACCGCUAAAAUUAUGGAAGAUUUCCGCAGAAAUAGAAGCACCACCAUCAGAAGUCACGCAUAGAAUUCUAAGAGAACGGCAUAUGUGGGAUUCUGAUUUAGUUUCGGCUAAAAUAAUUGCGCAACUAGAUAACCAAACUGAAAUAUUUCAGUACGUCAGGAAAAGUAUAGUACCUGUACCCAAUGAAGAAUACUGCGUUAUAAGAACAUGGAAGUCAAAAUUACCAAAAGACUCUUGUACGAUCGUAGAAACUUCCGUUGAGUACCCCGGGACAAUUCAACUACCUAAUACCAUUAGAGGCAUUGUAUUGGCUUCUAGGUAUCUUGUAGAACCUUGUGGAUCGGGAAAAUCAAGAGUUAUCCAUUUCUCCAGGGUAGACACCAUGGGAAGAAGUCCAGAUUGGUACCACAAAAACUAUGGAUAUUUAUGUGCAGUUUUUAUCAAGCAUUUACAAAGUUCAUUUUACCAAAAUACAAAUGGUCCAGAAAGCCAAGUAUAAAUACCAAAGAUUCUUAGCUAAUUUAUUGUUUUUACAUCACAUGACAAAGUCGCAAUUUAUAUUUUUAUAGCAAAAUUUAUAAUAGUUCACUCUAUACAUUAUAUAUAUAUUUUUAUAAAUCGUAAAUAAAUAUGUACAGGGUGUAUCUUGGACAACAUUUAUUAUACAAUUUAAGAAAACAAAUUCUCUUCCAUUUUGUUAUCCAUUACUUGUAAAAAGUAGAUUUGUGACAAAAUAUUGUAUUGUUUUUUUUUCAAAUAUAUGGAUUGUCUAUUUUGUAUUAUACAAUGUUUCUAAAUCACCCAUUACUUACUGUUACU